CUGUAAAACGUCAGGAACAGCACAAAGGCAUUGCCACGUAAUUACAGGCUAUUAUUAAGUCGAAGUGCCCUCCCAAGGGUCUCCAAUUUUUUCUUCUCUGCGAAGUCUCCCCCUUCAUGCCAGUCUGCGGCGUUUGAUGUACUAGAGUUGCUUGAUCCAACUAAAAGAAGCAAUAAUUGAACAGGAAAAAGAAAUCCCAGGACUCUGUAACCCCCUUCUCUCCAUAAGGAGAGUAAACUGAGGAUAGUCUCUCCUACAUCUGCAAGACAUCAUCUGAUGUGCAACACUAGUCGCUGCUAGCACUGGGGGACGAGGAAGGACAGAAAGGGAAUUUUUGGCUUCAAGAUGAAUCGGACCUGAGAAAAAGCUGUAGUUGGGCGAUCGGAUUUGGAUUAAGAGAACAAUAAUACAUUUUCUUUUCUUUUUUGAAGUAAUCUGCAGCAUUUGAAACUCUGAGCCUGUGUUACCAGACUGUACUGAAUGACUUAAGGUUGUAUAUUUUCAGGACGACCACCAUCCCACCCUUGAUUUAUUCUAAUAACUGUUUAUUCCCUAAAAUACAGUACAGUAGGACAUCAUGACUUCUAGCUACAACCCGCAUGUGAUGGACAGGCAGGCUUUGCUGGCCGGCCGCUUGGAGAGUCCUAUCACAGCCAGCCUUGACAAUUUACAGGCUAAAAAGAACUUCUCAGUCAGUCACCUGUUGGAUCUGGAGGAGUCGGGGGAAAUGGUUGGAGCUCAAGCCGAGGAGACUUCAGGUGAAAGCAGUAGAAGUCUGCUAGAGUCCCCCGGGCUGACAAGUGGAAGUGACACACCGCAACAGGACGGUGAACAGUUGAAUGCAGAACAGAAGAAAAAGAGGAAACAAAGGAGGAACAGGACUACAUUUAACAGCAGCCAGCUGCAAGCCUUAGAGAGAGUGUUUGAGAGGACACAUUACCCAGAUGCAUUUGUACGAGAAGAUCUUGCUCGGAGAGUUAAUCUCACUGAGGCUCGAGUACAGGUUUGGUUCCAGAACAGAAGAGCUAAGUUUCGCAGGAACGAAAGAGCUAUGUUGGCAAACAAGAAUGCUUCACUUCUAAAGUCGUAUGCUGGAGAUGUGACUGCAGUGGAACAACCUAUAGUACCCCGACCAGCUCCAAGGCCCAAUGAGUAUCUAUCUUGGGGAACUGCAUCUCCAUAUAGUGCCAUGGCUACUUAUUCCUCUACUUGUGUGAAUGCCAAUCCUGCCCAGGGAAUGAGCAUGGCCAACUGCAUUGCAAAUCUAAGACUGAAGGCAAAGGAAAACAGUUUACAAAGAAAUCAAGUGCCAAAACUCAAUUGAAGAAGACAAGCAAUUGAAAUACAUAUACAAUUAUAUUUCAAUUGGCAAUUCCUGCCUGAUUAAUAAUGGCAUUACAAUGGGACAUUGAUGAAUAAACUGUUUGUUUUAUUUUUAUAAUAAGGGUGUUUGUAAUUUCUCCUGGGAAAAUGCCAUUUGUUGUCUGUGUUCUUUUCAUGCUUUGCUUAAAAUAGUCAAAAAGCUUAUGUUCCCAAAACGUUUUAUAUGGACAAGCUACAAUACUUUCAUGCUGCAACUACAAUAACUAAACCAGCAAAUAAACAUGGAGAAAUCCUCUAAGAAAUCUGAGUAUACAUAACUGAUCAUACUGUAAAUUAAUGUUGAAAAGAGAAGAAAAGUCAACCAUUUUCUGUAAAAGUUUUCUUUUUGGUCAGGACUCUGUGCAUUUUGAUAUAUUUCAUUUAUAGAGAUCAUUUGCUGUGUAAAACUAAGAUUAAUUACUUGAAUUCAUUUUGCUCUUGACUGAGUGUUUUGGAAGAACAUUAAUGCGCAGCAUUCAGUGAUUGUAUAGGGCAAAUAGAGAUCAUUUUACUUUUGUUUUUGCAACAUUUGCAUUUGUGCUAUUAUUGCUUUUAUUAUACAUUUGGAAUGUUUAAAAUUAACACUAUCAACAAAAAUGUGUGCAGGUUGUGUUUUAAAUUCAGCUUUAGAUAAUGUUUAGUUGUUAUCUAUAUUAUACAUAUAAGUUUCGCACAAAUUUUUCCUUAUUUGCUCAUUUAUUAAUUAAACGAAUGUGCCUUAACAGUCUGCAGUUGUGUAUAACAUUUACAGCUCACUCUCCCUGGUAUGUCACUACGUCAGCUUGCAUUGUAAGAUAUCUAUUCAUCACACAAAGUAAACUUGCCAUUAAAAUAAUAAAUGGCAACAGUGUUCAAGAUUAGUGGACACUUUCUCAUAUAUAUGUAUCAGGGCAUACUGAGGGUAGUGUGAAUGAUACUACUCCCCUGGGUGCAAGAUUAGUAGCUGCCCUUUAUUUGCCCCAGUCAUUCAUGACUGCCCCUGCGACACCUGUUCCUGGCUCCCUGAAGAGGUGCCAGGCACUUUGCUGUAUAUGCAUCAUUGCAGAGGAAAACAGAAGUCAAGAGGAGCCCUAAGGCGAGUAAAGUACAUAAAACCUAGCAAAGGAAAGUACUGAAGAACACCGGGGGUGGAGGUGCCGGAGAGAAUCAGUUAAUAAAAGACACAGGAUGAUCAGGUUAGGAACUGUGUUAACAAGGGGAAGUGGGAUUGGGUUUAAGUAAAAGGCAUUUAGUCCAGCGUGUAUACAUCUAAACUGAACACAAUUGUCAGGGUGGGUGGAUACAUUAUAAUUGCAAGCUCAAGAGUGGCUGUUCUAGACACCAAGUGAGAGCAAUGCUAGUAGCAGUCUGUGGUGCUGUGAAAGUGUCAGGCAGGGUACAGAUUAUACUGUAAUUACCUGGACUUGUUUGGUAUAACCUGGCUGGUGCUUUGGCAUACGCUUUAUUUUAAUUGAAUGGUUUACUGAGCUGGUGUGGACUCGUCCCUCUCUAGUAUAAGUGAAAUUGUCUCAGCAGCCCUGGUAGCAGCAGAGAUGAUCACAAUACUCUGUAUCAUGAUAAGCAGGGCCCCCCGACUGCCACCCAAAAAAACAAAUAUAUAUAUAUAUAUAUAUAUAUAUAUAUAUAUAUAUAUUAUUAUUAUUAUUAUUAAUAAGAAAAGUCCUAUGUCCCCCACAGUUUUGCCCCCAGCACCAUAUUAUGCUGCCCCACACAAUAAUGCCCCUGUACCUGAUCAUUGUCAGGGGUAUUGUUGUCAGAGCUCAGGGUUCUGCUCGUCUUUCCCCCCUGCUGCCACUGCCACAGCAGACUGUUCGGCAGCCUGCUUCAAUAAAAACUAUUUAAUGUGUCCCUCCCAAAAUGGCUACCGCCUCGGAGGAGACAGUUAUUAAAGAUAUUAGAGCCUCCUCUAGUAUCUUUAAUAACGGUCUCAUCUGAGCCCGGGUCAUCUUGAGAGGGGACCAAUUUCAAUAGCCUGCGGGUGCCGAGGCUGGGCAAACAACGGCAGUAUCGGUAGACUAUUGGCGGCGGGCGGGCCGCUGAAUGAGCGGCCCAGGCCCUCCCCUCUCUGUUAGAGAGGCUGGGCCCGCAGCACCCCCCUGAUGGUGGGCCUGAUGAUAGGCAAUUGGAGGUGAGAGGAAGGCUUUUUACUACUCAGUGGCACUAUAUACAGCAAAGGCUAAGUACACAGUGUCAAGUUUAUGAAAGAGACAAGGGGACUAGAGACUAGGAGCACUGGAAUCAAGGAUAGUGCUUGGAAUGAACUUGAGGGAAAAGGACCUUUCCCGUGAAAGCUGAUAUGCUACGAGGAUAUUCUACCUCUCUUUUAAAAUUUCCCACACUUUGGGGGUCAUUCCGACCCGUUCGCACGCAGCGGUCUAUUGCUGCGGUGCGAACGGGUCCGUAACGCGCAUGCGCGGCAGCCGCAUUGCGAAUGCGCGACAUUGCCCGGCAACAGGGGUCGCCGGGUUAUGUCGCGUCCCACGAAAAAAGCGGUCGCAGAGCCGUCAGCAAGAAGAUUGACAGGAAGAAGGCGUUCCUGUGCAGAUCCGGACCAUUGGCUGCCAUUUUCGGGGAGUGGUAAGGAAAAUGCAGGCGUGUCCAGGAGAACGGAGGGCGGAUGUCUGACGUCAAAGCCGGCUCCAGCAUCGCAGAGAUCGUCGCACAGGGUAAGUAGGUAUAGGGCUUCUCUUG
Molecule: messenger RNA, 4053 nt
Organism: Pseudophryne corroboree (corroboree frog)
Lineage: Eukaryota; Metazoa; Chordata; Amphibia; Anura; Myobatrachidae
Gene: PRRX1
Product: paired related homeobox 1
Exons: 4
Coding region: 578-1324 (248 amino acids)
Biological process (GO): regulation of transcription by RNA polymerase II
Cellular component (GO): nucleus
Molecular function (GO): DNA-binding transcription factor activity, RNA polymerase II-specific; RNA polymerase II cis-regulatory region sequence-specific DNA binding
Source: RefSeq, a predicted model, not a curated record